Messenger RNA from Caenorhabditis angaria, 1818 nucleotides. Lineage: Eukaryota; Metazoa; Nematoda; Chromadorea; Rhabditida; Rhabditidae. The record is from the annotation of a GenBank genome assembly.
AUGCAAGAAUAUCUUUAUGUGCUAUUAAUUAGUAUUUUAUUAUACAUUAUUUUCUCUAAUGAUAGUUUAGAUUUCCGGUUUAACGGGAAAAAUUGGAAACUUUGAAGUGAAAUAUGAACCGGAAAUAACUGCACUGAAUCAACAAAGUUUGGAGUUAGAACAAGUUCAAAGAAUAGCAAUAGUUGAUGGUCAAAGUAAAAAUGCAUUAUCAAAUCAUCUUCGACAUAUUGGAGAAAUGUUUGAAUAUAUGGGAUAUAAAGUAUUGAGUGGUAACAAAGUUCGAAGUAAUUCAAGUUGGGAUGUUAUGUGGUAUCAUGAGUACAGUUAUAGUUAUGAACCAUUUGCAAGUUUGAUAAAGGAAAGUAAUACAAAUCAAAUAAUCAAUCAUAUACCUGGAUCAGGUUAUUACACUAGUAAGGUAAUCAUUCUUAUUUCAAACCAAAUACCCAUUUUAAAAAACCUAGGUAGCUCUAGCAACUUGCGGAUUGAAUAUUGGUGUUCCACAAGCAUUCCAACUUCCACAACAAAAAGAUGAAUUUCUUAAAUAUUCUGAAGAGAAUCCAGAUUUUCUAUGGGUUCAAAAAGACAAUACUCACAGAAAUAUUCGAAUUAGAAAGAUUGAAGAUAUGGAACUAGAUCGAAACAACUCUUUCAUUCAAAAAUUUGUCGAGAAACCACUUCUUAUUGAUAAUCGAAAAUUUGAUAUUGGAAUUUAUACAGUUGUUACGUCUCUUUUGCCAUUGAGAGUUUAUAUUUAUGAUGGAGAUGUUCUUAUAAGGUAAAAAAUACUAGAAAUGAUCAAAAUAAUAGAAAUGAUUUACGUUAAUUUUUAAAAUUAAAAUAAUUAUUUUUAGAUUAAGAAAUGUUUAGUAACACCGUUUUACCCUACAGCUAUGUAUUUAGUCCUAUUUAAUAAUAAAAUAAACAUUAUAGAUUUUGCCCGGAAGAUUAUUAUCCGAUGGAUGUUGAAAAUGUUGAUAAAUAUGUUGUUGGUGAUGAUUAUACACCAAUUUGGGAAAUUGAAUCGCUUUCCAAAUAUUUCAAUAAUCAAAAAAUGAGUUUUAAACAUACGAUUGAUUCGUAUUUGGGAACUAAAGGAAUCGAUUCGACAAAAAUUUGGAAUAAAAUCGCUGAAAUAAUCGCCGAAGUUUUUCGACUCCAACAAAGCAAAAUGUUGAUUGCACUUCAAUCAAUGAAAGCAAAUGCAAAGACUUUCGAAUUGAGUCGAUUUGAUUUUGUCGUUGAUGAAGAUUUGAAUGUUUUCUUAAUGGAAGCUAACAUGUCACCAAAUUUAUCAUCAGGACAUUUUAAGCAAAAUCAAAUUAUGUAUGAAAAAGUGCUUAUGAGUAUUUUCUCAAUGAUUGGAAUUGGAAAACAACUUACUCCUGAAGCCGAAAAAAUGUUCAGAUCUCAAAGAAGCAGCGAUCAAAAUCCAGUUGCUAGUGAUAGAGAUAUCAACUUGCCACUGAAAUUCUGUGUAGAAGAUAAAUGUAAAAACUGCGAUGAAGCUAUGGUAAGCUAACUUUUCUCUUCAAAACGAAUAAAUAAUGCUAUUAAAUUUCAGGAAUGCCAAUUAUGUGGACAUUGUAUGACAUCAACUACAAGGAAAAUAUUAGAAGAAACUUAUUUGGAACAUUUGAAUAGACGUCAUAUGCGAAGGUUGAGUUUCAACUAUAAUCAAGAAAGACAGGUGAUUGUUAAAUAUAUAAAAAUGAGAAAAUAGUUUGUUAUUUCUAUUUUCAGCCUCUAACAAGGGAAGAUCAUUUACAAUCACUUUGGCUUCAUACUAAAUGUGAAUUGGACUAUUCGUGGUGCUAA